AUGAUGUGCAGUGGCAAGAGUUUGCUCCUGGCUGCCUUGGUGUCAGUGCUGCUCCUCCACCUCUGCAGAGAGUCAGAAGCAGCAAGCAACUUUGACUGCUGCCUACGAUAUACAGAGCAGGUCUUUCAUCACAAAUUCCUUGUGGGCUUCACACAGCAGUUGGCCAAUGAAGCCUGUGAUAUUGAUGCUGUCAUCUUUUACACAAAGAAGAAAUUAGCUGUGUGUGCAGAUCCAAAGAAGCCCUGGGUGAAGAAAGCUGUGCGUAUGCUCAGUCAAAGAGUCAAGAAGAUGUAA
Messenger RNA from Marmota flaviventris (yellow-bellied marmot), 294 nucleotides. It is a transcript of the gene Ccl20, whose product is annotated as C-C motif chemokine ligand 20. Gene Ontology annotation, molecular function: chemokine activity. Lineage: Eukaryota; Metazoa; Chordata; Mammalia; Rodentia; Sciuridae. Gene Ontology annotation, cellular component: extracellular region. The record is from RefSeq and is a predicted model, not a curated record. Gene Ontology annotation, biological process: immune response.